This is a messenger RNA of Gigantopelta aegis, 1146 nucleotides long. Its product is annotated as Werner syndrome ATP-dependent helicase-like. Gene Ontology annotation, biological process: telomere maintenance; double-strand break repair via homologous recombination. Gene Ontology annotation, molecular function: 3'-5' DNA helicase activity; four-way junction helicase activity. The transcript has 2 exons. The record is from RefSeq and is a predicted model, not a curated record. The annotation marks the transcript as partial. Gene Ontology annotation, cellular component: nucleus; nucleoplasm; chromosome. Lineage: Eukaryota; Metazoa; Mollusca; Gastropoda; Neomphalida; Peltospiridae.
AUGGCAUGUAUAUUUUGUCCCUUUUUCAGGGGUUUGGCCAGUGGUACAGAUGCGUCAUUUAGAGAAUGGUUUUCAAAGAUUGGUGAAAUCAGAUCCCUGUGCCCCAAAGCUGUCAUUACUGCCCUAACAGCCACCUCUACACCAAUUAAGAGAAGAAAAAUAAUGAAAAGUCUGUGCUUUGGUGCAAACUGUGAAAUAAUUUUGGAAUCUCCAGAUAGAGAUAACAUUAAAAUGUCAUCCAUGUGCCUAACCAAUAAUGAUUUGGAUCAGUCUUUUAAAUGGCUCAUUGAUGAUCUACAAACUCUACAAAAGGAACUAGCUAGACAUGUUAUAUUUUGUGAGAGUAUUGCUAAUGUGUCGAAGGUGUAUUCUGUUUUUUUUUAAUACUUUGGUAAAGACUGUCCUUACUUUGAAAGGUACCAUAGUAAGACACCUGAAACAGUCGAGGAGAAGAUAAGAUUGGACAUGACAGUUGAUGGGAUGAUAAGAAUUGUUAUUUGUACUAAUUCAGCAGGUAUGGGGGUCAAUUUCUGCUGUGUACAUAACAUUGUACAUUACGGUUUACCCAAAGAAAUGGAUACAUUUGUUCAGCAAAUGGGUAGGGCCGGUAGAGAUGGGGAAUUUUCACAUGAACUAAUAAUGUACAGAGCACACAAGGGUCACUUGAAGAAGGUGGAAUCUGAUUUAGUAAAACUUGCCAUGGAUGAUUCCCAAUGUAGACGACUAUUUCUUUGCUCAACCUAUCUUGUUGAAAAGUCAUCUAUCAUUCCGUUACAUAAUUGUUGUGAUAUUUGCGAGAAGAAGUGUGAGUGCCAUAUGGAUCAAUGUCCAAAUGCUCAUAAGGCUUUUGGAGCUACUUCACUGACCGAUUCUUCGAGUGAUGAAGAAUUACAACGCCCUGUUUCGGAAGAUGAAAGAAAUCUUCUGCGACAAAAGCUUUGUUCACUAAAAUACAGUUUAUCUCUUCAGUGUGGCUCAACCAUAGAAAGUGUAAUAACGCAUGGACUUACAGACAUUGUCAUUGGAGAAAUAGUUAGUAACUGUCAUAAAGUCUUUACACCAGAUGAUAUUAUGAAGAAUUUUGCUAUUUGGUCUUAUGAAACGGCAAUUGCUAUUUGCAGUGUAGUAUGUAGUGUGUUUGGAGAG